AUGAAGCCCCCCGCGCUGGAGGCGGGGGCCGUGCUGCUGGAGAAGCGGUCGGUGCCGGCCGGCGGCCGUCCGGAGGGCGGGGGGUCGGGCCUUAGCCGCCCCGCCCUCCUGCGGGGCGACGUCCUGGAGGUGGCCCGCACCCACCUGACCCACUACGGCAUCUACCUGGGCGACGACCGGGUGGCCCACCUGAUGCCCGACAUCCUGCUGGCCCUCACGGAGGACCGGCGGCGGACGCAGAAGGUGGUGUCCAACCAGCGGCUCAUCCUGGGCGUCCUGGGCAAGGUGGCCAGCGUCCGGGUGGACACGGUGGACGACUUCGCCUACGGCGCCGCCGUGCUGGUCAACCACCUGGACCGGGCGCUGGGCAAGCGGGCGCUGGCCAACGACGAGGUGGCCAGGAGGGCGGAGACGCUGCUGGGCAUGACCUCCUACAGCCUGCUCUGGAACAACUGCGAGCACUUCGUCACCUACUGCAGAUACGGGGCGCCCCACAGCCCCCAGGCCGACAAGUUUUGCGAGAAUGUGAAGACAAUUAUUCGUGAUCAGAGAAGUGUUCUCGCUUCAGCAAUCCUGGGAUUGGCAUCAAUAGUCUAUCUGGGCUUGGCUCCCUAUACAACCCUUCCUGCAAUCUUUAUUCCAUUUUGCUUAUGGAUGGCUGGCUAACUGUGCAAUCCAGUGUCUCUGUGUAUCUUCUAAACAAAUGUUAUAUUUCUAGAGCACAAACCUGAAUAAGCAUUAUAUAUAUAAAAAAGUGACCUGUAGCAUUGUGUUCUGGAUAAAGAUGUGAUUAAAAAUCACACAGAGUGCUUACUGUGUAAGCCCAAGAGCCAGACUUUCUGAAUGUUUUCAGGCAGUUAAGGUUUUAAAGCACCUUCCAGAUCCUGGGAACAUGAAACACGGUCAAAUGCUGAGACGGCCAGUACUGCAAAACCAUUUCUUGAUAUUUCGGUCACUUGUGACAUUUUGUGAGAUUUUUGUCCAUGUUCUAUUUUGUGGGCAUGCGAGAAUUAGGAGAUUAAAAUGUUCAAAUCAGGGGGGUGGAAAUGUCGAUGUAGCUUUAAAAA
Tachyglossus aculeatus (Australian echidna) is the source of this 1067-nucleotide messenger RNA. RefSeq names its product lecithin retinol acyltransferase (gene LRAT). Lineage: Eukaryota; Metazoa; Chordata; Mammalia; Monotremata; Tachyglossidae. The record is from RefSeq and is a predicted model, not a curated record. The coding region runs from base 1 to 666 and encodes 221 amino acids. Gene Ontology annotation, molecular function: phosphatidylcholine-retinol O-acyltransferase activity. Gene Ontology annotation, biological process: retinol metabolic process. The transcript has 2 exons.